AUGGCGGCAGCGCGAGCCUCCUCCCCUCGUUCCUCCUCCAAUAUCCCCCCCGGCCCUUCCCCCGGCUGCCGCGGACCCGCCUCAUGGAUCUCCGCCAACCCCUCGCGCCCGCGCCGCGUGCAUACAGGAUCAACUUUCGGCAACAGCAGCAGCACUGGCAGCAUUGAUGCCGCGUUUGGCGGUUCCCCCACCAGAAGCGGCAGCGGGUUUCCGCAGCCGCGCUCCCCCUCCGCGGUCGGACUUGCGCGGAGCGUCACUUCCCCCAGCAGCGGGCGCGCGUUCUUUGCGCUUAUCUUCGUAGCGGUUGCGCUUGUUAUGGUGUAUAUGGCGGCUCUCCCCACCGUUAAUAGCGGCGGUUGGGCCGCCGACGGCGCCGCAAGGUCCGCCGUGAGACCCGGCGGGGUUGACGGGGACGCGCUAGGCGAGAUGGUUCGGCGGGAGGAUCUAGAAUGGGGGGCCGCGGAAGGAGCGGACGUUGGCGGGGGAGUAGGCGCAGGUAGCGGCGGAGAACCAGCCGCGGAAGGGCGCGCGGGAAGCAGCAGCAGGUGGGGGGUUUUCUCCUGGGGCGGAGGGGGGAAAAGCGCAGGCGCGGAGACAGGGACGGGGACGGGCGCCGAAGCCAGGAGCGCGGAGGCAGAAUGGGCGGCGCAGCAGGCGGCGUUCAAGCAAUCCGCGGAGAGGCUAGCCGCGGACAGCGCGUGGGACGGCGGCGAGUGGUCGAGCUCCGCGUCCGCGCGCGGAGCCUCCCAGUUCCGCUCCGCCGCCGCUGCGGGCGCCGCGCUAGACGCGUCCCUGCAACGCCCGCUCGCCCUCACCUUCUUCUCCGCCCCAAAACCCCAACCCGAAGAGCUAACCUCCGGAAGCCUACAGCAGCAAGCGGUCCUCUCCUGGCUUAGGCUAGAAUCGCCGACGGUAACAGUUAACGUGGUGCUCUUCGGUGAUCCGUCUGACGCGGUUCUGACGUCGUUUGCGGCGCAGUUCCCCGAGGGGCGCGUGUGGGUGGAGCAGGUGGAUGGGAACUUCAUGGGCACACCCAUGUUCCAAUCCAUGGUGGCCCGCGGGUUAGUUGAAGGCCCGGGCUUGGGCCGCCGGUUUGAUGAUGGGCGCGGGGCGGGCGGGAGGGGGAGCGGGGGGCGCGCGGGAGGGGGAAGCGGCGCGGGAGGGGGGGCGGGGGAUGGUGGGGUGAUGAGCGUGUCUGUGCUGAUUAACGCGGAUAUUAUUCUGCUCAAGGAUUUCCCUCUGGCGCUGCGCAAGGCGGCGGCGCGCUUCCCGUACUUCCUCCUCACUGCCAUGCGCUGGGACGUCUCCUCCACCCCCUUCACCUUCCACAAACCCUCCUCCUCCGCUUCUGCUUCCUCCUCUGCUUCCUUCUCACAAACGGCAGACAGGGCGCAAGGGGAGGGCGGAGAGGAGGGCGCAGGGCCGGCGGGGGGGGAAGGAGGGGGGGAGGAGGAGGACGGGGGGGGCGCGGGGUGGGUGCCGAGGCUGACGCGGGCGGACGGGCGGAGGGUGAGUGAUGCGGAGGUGGUGGCGUGGGCGAGGGAGGAGGGAGUGCUGCACACGUAUGGCGGGCUGGACCUGUGGGCGUGGAACAACCCGCCCCUGCAGAUUGGACUCACCACCAAGCCCAUCCCACCGUUCACUUUUGGUCGCGGCAGGUACGACAACUGGCUGUUGAGCGAGGCAGUGUCAUCCGGAGUGCGGCCGGUGAUCGACGCCAGUGACGCACUCACGUCUAUCCACGUGAACCACUCUUACCACCACAUGCAGCGCGGGGACCAGAACCUACUACCAGAAAAGGUGGGCAACUUCUGGUCUGUCAACAAGCGCAGCAGCUGGGAAGUCUUCGCCAACAUCCACCUGUCCCACGUGCACGGCUCGUGGUCGUCGCAGGAGGGCAUGGCGUGGCACGCGCCCUGGAAGCUCAUGCGCUGCGAUGAGCCUGCCUCCGCGCACCUCUGCCUGCUGCGCCGGGUCAAGCCGGGGUCGUGCCGGUGUGAGAGCUCCCCGUUUGUGCACAAAACACAGAGCGAGCCGAAGCUGCAGGGGAGGAAUAUCGUGUGCGGGGUGUAUAACACGGAAGGGAAGCCGGAUUUACCAGUGAUGAUGCCGCUGAAUACGGCCGCGCCGGUGGUGGGUUUGCCGCAUUUGUUGGAGCAGCUGCUGCCGCAGGUCGCCGAUUCAAGUGGCACGGUGACCAUGCUGGCAGCCACAUUUGACUCCAAGGAGGUCGUCGCUGAUUUCGUCUGCCGCGCCGCUCGCCUCGCCACGCGCAACAUCGUCGUCGCUGCUCUCGACGCCGCGGCCUACCGCUACCUCUUCCUUCAAGGCAUUGCCGUGUAUUACCAGAGCACGAAUCUCGACGGGUACUUUUUGCCUCCGGAGCAGAUGGAUAGUGGGAAGGGCAGUGGUGGCGGAGGGAGUGGGGGAGGCAUGUGGAAGGUGCUUCUGGGGAGGGUGGGCGCGGGGAAGGGGGCUGCGGUGGCGGCAGGGGCGGCGGGGGGAGGUGCGGGGGCGGCGCAGGGGGAGCGCGUGGUGGAGGGGACGAGGGAUUGCUUCCAUGGAUCGCUUUGCUUCUCGCGGUUCCUGCUGGCGAAGGUGACGGCGAUAGCAUCAGCACUGCACCUGGGAUUCAACGUCCUCUGGCUGGACACUGUCUUUGCACAAGAUCAACAGCAGCAAAGAAUAGGGGACGCAGGGGGGGGUGCAGUGACGAUGGCAGCGAUUAAAGCGCGUAUAGACGCCCUUAGGUUGACCUCGUACGACCCGCGGUCACGCGUGUGUGCGCGGGCUUGGACGGGGUCCUUCUUGCAAGCCAUGGCCACCGGGAAGAACCUAGAGAAGAAGAAAAAGGCCAAGAUGAGGAGUCGAGAAGGAGAGGCCGGGAACCUCUUCAAAUCUUCCCCCACCCAGAAAUAUGCUGCUGCGCGCAGUCCUUUCCGCCACCGCCAUUCUCCCCGCGUGUACGCGCUCCGCAGCGCCAUCGCAGCCUCGACCCCUUCCGCGUCCUUCUCUUUCGUUUCCGCUCCCGCGCUCAGACCGCGUUCCACUCUCCCGCCAUUGAUUUCUUCCGCUCUUGCGACCGAAGCUUGUUCCGCUCUCCCAUCGCGGACCGCAACCGCGGGGGGCUGUUCCGCUCUCCCGUUGUGGACCGCAACAGCAGGGGUUCGGGCUAUGGCGAGCAAAGCCAAGAAGAAGAAGCAACCAGCAGGGGGCGACGGUGGGGGAGGGAACGCUGCGGCGAAGGGAGGAAGUGGCGGAGGGGACGCGGAGCUUCCGGGAUUUCUGCGCGUGACGGCGAGCGGUGCUGUGUCUGUGGCGAUUCACGCCAAACCAGGGUCGAAACAGGCUGCUGUGAUGAGUCUGACUGGAGACGCAGUGGGUGUGGCCAUUGAUGCUCCUGCAAGGGAAGGCGAGGCGAAUGCGGCUCUUCUAGAGUUCAUGGCUGAUGUGCUGGGAGUACGCAAGAGGCAAGUAAGUCUGCAAAUAGGUUCAAAGUCUCGAGGGAAGGUAGUGGUUGUGGAGGGUGUAUCUUCUCAGGAGGUGCUAUCUGCCCUCCAAAGAGCAGUGAAACCCAGUGCGUGA
Messenger RNA from Closterium sp. Yama58-4, 3585 nucleotides. NCBI's taxonomy places the organism in Eukaryota, Viridiplantae, Streptophyta, Zygnematophyceae, Desmidiales, Closteriaceae. The record is from the annotation of a GenBank genome assembly.